Messenger RNA from Cimex lectularius (bed bug), 752 nucleotides. RefSeq lists its product as uncharacterized. NCBI's taxonomy places the organism in Eukaryota, Metazoa, Arthropoda, Insecta, Hemiptera, Cimicidae. Bases 357 to 662 code for a protein of 101 amino acids. The transcript is spliced from 3 exons. The record is from RefSeq and is a predicted model, not a curated record.
UUAUAACUGAUAAAAUUUGUCAACUCACCUUCGAUGGCAAUGGUUCUCAAUGGAGGAUGGAUCUUUCUAGAUAGUACGAAAAAAUAUACAAGACUUUUCGUGGCUCAACUCUAAUCCACAAGCAGGUUAAUUUAUAUACAAAACGUCGAUACGAUUAAACAGUUUUUUUCUUUAUUAAGUCUGCCUGAAAAAUAACGGACCUGUUUUUAUUUUGGGGUAACUGUGUCGUCGAUUCAGUGGGUAUUUUUCCAUACUCUUCCUGCAAGUGUAGUUCUCUCACAGGUCGCGAGGCACUUAGGGACCGCUUUCGAGUUUGUCGAGUUGCUUACGUUCAAGCAGUAAAAUUCAAAUUCAGCAUGUCAGGGGGCGAAAAGUCCAAUUUAAAGGGCAACAACGAGAUGGCGGAGCUGGAAAAGCUCGUCGUACACGAAGACGGGACUGUUGAAUUGGAUAGGGCCAGCCGAAUUCUUUUUCGCAUGAAUGAAUUGCUAAAACGUAGACAGUUCCUGUGCGGUGACACACCUACAACAAUGGAUGAAAUAGUUAUUUUCAAACUGCGUCCUUUGUUGGAAGAAAUGACCGCAUAUGACAGGGCGCUCCACAGACAUCUCACCAGAUGGGUCAGAGUCAUGCUCAAAAGAUUGAGCAAUGAUAAUGCAUAAUAUUUAUGAAUGACUUUUUAUUUUAUUUGUGAAUAUGUCUAUAUGACUGUUCAAGAAUGCCAUUUUAAUAAAGCAUAUCAAUAAUUUUAA